This is a messenger RNA of Synchytrium microbalum, 1374 nucleotides long. RefSeq lists its product as uncharacterized. Bases 1 to 1374 code for a protein of 457 amino acids. The transcript is spliced from 4 exons. The record is from RefSeq and is a predicted model, not a curated record. Gene Ontology annotation, cellular component: brush border membrane. Gene Ontology annotation, molecular function: transmembrane transporter activity. Gene Ontology annotation, biological process: transmembrane transport. Lineage: Eukaryota; Fungi; Chytridiomycota; Chytridiomycetes; Synchytriales; Synchytriaceae.
AUGACCAAGCAACAGAAACUUGACCACAAAGUCGAUUCCAAUGACAAGGACCACGAUAAGGAUCCAAAAUCAGACAAUGGGAUCCUUCUUACCAUCUUUCUGGCGCUCCUGAUCGACAUUCUUGCCUUUACCAUAAUCCUUCCAUUGUUGCCAAGAAUUCUUGAAUAUUAUGACCGUGUGGAUGGAUCCAACCCAGAAACAUCAUAUUUCAUGGUCAAAUCCGCUGUGAGAGCUUUUCGAACAUCUAUCGGUGGAACGGGAUCAGAGCUGGAUAUAGUUCUAUUUGGAGGCAUUUUAGGAUCGCUGUUCUCCUUUCUUCAGUUCGUUUCUAGUCCAUGGAUUGGAAAAUGGAGUGAUACGUAUGGACGAAAGCCUGUGCUCUUGGUCAGCAUGAUCGGCAAUGGACUAUCUAUGAUAUUAUGGACCGUCUCAAACUCCUUUCCACUAUUCGUCUUGUCUCGUGUUGUGGGAGGCUUGACUGAGGGAAACGUUCAAAUGUCUAUAGCAAUGAUAUCGGACAUAACCACACCACGUACUCGUUCUCGAGGUUUGGCUCUCGUUGGGAUUGCAUUCGCAUUGGGCUUUACAGUCGGACCUCCUCUUGGCGCAUACUUUGCCAACAUAGAUUUAAGGCAUAUACCAGCCUUGAGAUCACUACCACUAUCCGCAUAUGCAUCUCCAGCACUGUUUGCUCUCGUAUUACUCGUAAUUGAAACCAUAUAUUUAUACGCCUGUCUUCCCGAAACGCUUGGACGCAAGCGUCCAUCUAAGAAGGACGAAGGUGCCAAGUCACCUCCAUCUCCAUCAACCAACUCAGUAUCUAUCGAGACUCUAUCGCUGCUCCACUUUUUUUAUUUAUUUAUAUUCUCAGGGAUGGAGUUCACAUUAACCUUUUUGGUGCACGACCGAUUCUCCUUCACGCAUGCCCAACAAGGUGCUUUGCUGGGAUUCAUCGGGAUAUUGUCUGCAUUCAUUCAGGGAGGGUAUGUGAGACGUCUGGGACCUGGACAUGAGGGUAUGCUUGUGGUUAGAGGAAUGGUGGGAUGCUGUGCCGCCCUGGUAUUGCUGUCGAUUGCCAAUAGCGUACAAGUACUGUAUUUAUCAGCUGUAGGAUUCGCAUUUGCUAGUGGUACUGUAGUUACUUCUCUUACCAGUCUGGCCAGUCUUGCGUGUGGCAAGGUAGAAAUGCUUGAAGAUGGUGAAGGGAUGGGUAGUGCUCUAGGACGAUUCCGAGCAUAUGGUCAGCUAGGUCGUAGUUUAGGGCCUGUCGCAGCAUGUAGUGCUUACUGGUUGUUGGGAUCCACUCGCUGCUAUAUAAGUGGUACUUGUUUGAUGGGAGGGCUCCUUAUGCUCGGUCUCAACACAUUGUUGUAA